Diachasma alloeum is the source of this 2082-nucleotide messenger RNA. RefSeq names its product importin subunit alpha (gene Pen). NCBI's taxonomy places the organism in Eukaryota, Metazoa, Arthropoda, Insecta, Hymenoptera, Braconidae. The transcript is spliced from 6 exons. Bases 325 to 1887 code for a protein of 520 amino acids. Gene Ontology annotation, molecular function: nuclear import signal receptor activity; protein binding. Gene Ontology annotation, biological process: NLS-bearing protein import into nucleus. Gene Ontology annotation, cellular component: cytoplasm; nucleus. The record is from RefSeq and is a predicted model, not a curated record.
AGCAAUCUCCCCUAUUAUCUCUGUCUGAACCUCUACUUUAGUCAAUCCUCUUUGGGUACGACUGUAGAGGCCCCCACACACACGCAGCCCACACAAAUUGCACAUAAUAAGAAAUUGCUGUGCAUUUCACAUUUGAAGACGGUCGGCCACUACCCGCUAUAUAUAUACAUUGCCGCAAUUCUGUCGCGCUGGUCGCGAUUAUUAUUUCAUCGAAUUAUUUCAUAUUUAUUCGUGAUUACAAGGGCUUCGGCAGUUGAGGAAAGACAAAGGACCCUACUUUUUUUCGAUCUUUCAUUGCUCAUUGAUUCGGUCAUUGUUGCCAUCAUGCCGGCUCCCGAGGCUAACCACAACAGUCGUUUGGCUAAGUUCAAGAAUAAUUUCAAGUCUGAGGAUGCUCGCAGGAGACGCAAUGAGGUAUCAGUAGAACUUCGUAAAGCACGUCGUGAUGAUCAGCUCCUAAAACGUCGCAACUUGACAAUCGAGCCUGAGCCCUUAAAAUCACCAGACGAGCAUGUCCAGUCUCCCAUAGGCAUGUCCAUCGACGAGAUAGUCGCGGGAAUGAAUGGACUCGAUGAAGUACUACAGCUGCAAGCGACACAAGCCUGCAGAAAAAUGCUGUCACGUGAGAAGCACCCACCCAUUGACAUAAUGAUCUCUAAAGGAAUUGUUCCACGAUGCAUCGAAUUCCUCUCCUAUCACCACAAUCCAGCACUUCAGUUCGAGGCUUCUUGGGCGUUGACCAACGUGGCCUCGGGUACAUCAGAGCAGACAAUGAUUGUUGCUAGCAAUGGAGCUAUUCCCAAGCUUGUGGAGUUAAUGAAAUCACCAGCAAAAAAUGUAGCGGAGCAGGCAGUCUGGGCUCUUGGGAAUAUUGCUGGAGAUGGUCCUGAAGCUCGUGAUCAGGUAUUGGAGGAACAGUCUAUGCCAUUACUGUUGAAUCUCAUAAAGACCGACACCUCAGUAUCCUUCACAAGGAACAUCGUCUGGACAAUCUCUAAUUUAUGCAGAAAUAAAAAUCCACCACCAUCAUUUGAGAUUGUCAAGUUGGCCCUGCCUGUUCUCAAUCGUCUGCUUACUGGUGAUGACCCUGACAUUCUGGCGGAUGCCUGUUGGGCUCUAUCCUAUCUGACUGAUGGUGAGAACUACAAAAUUCAAGCCGUGGUUGACUCUGGAGUUGUCCCUAAGCUUGUCGCACUUCUUGCAUCCCCCGAAGCUACAGUUUUGUCACCUGCAUUGAGGGCUGUGGGGAAUAUUGUCACUGGUAAUGAUACCCAGACCGAUGCCAUUAUCAAUGCUGGAGGACUGCCCAAUUUGAAGCGAUUAUUGGAGCAUAAGAGGGUGAAUAUCGUCAAGGAGGCUGCCUGGACCAUCAGCAAUAUCACUGCUGGGAAUCAUGAGCAGAUCCAGCAUGUUAUUAAUGCUGGAAUUCUCCCCCCUCUCAUUCAUGUUCUUGCUACGGGUGAUUUCAAGGCUCAGAAAGAAGCAGCAUGGGCAGUGACAAACUUGACCUCUGGUGGGUCAGUUCACCAGCUUGUACAGUUGAUUGAACACCGCGUUUUAGAGCCAUUUUGCAACAUAUUACAAGCGAAGGAUCAAAAGGCAGUUAUCGUUGUCCUGGAUGGAUUGACAAACAUCUUGAGUGCAGCUGAGAAGAUGGGACAGCUUGAGCAGGUCGCCAUGAUGAUAGAGGAAGUUGGUGGGCUCGAUAAGCUGGAGGAUCUCCAGCACCAUGAGAAUGAGAAGAUUUACCAGAAGGCUGCUUCAAUGAUCGAUACGUUCUUUUCAGAUGCGGAGUCGGAAAAUGCUCAAAUUGCUCCUGAAACUGUUGAUGGGCAAUUCAACUUCCAUCCAACCGAUUCUGCCCCACAAGGAGGAUUCCAGUUUUAAUUAUAUCACCUAGGGUAAUUAGUUUAAUUCUCAUACGCAUAUUCUCAAGUUCAUGAAUGCAUUUCCAUUAAAGAAAAGGUAGGGGGAAUGAGCGCAAAAUAUUUUUCCUAAUUGCAUUUUUGUAUGAAUUAUUUUUAUUACCAUUAUCAUUUUCUCAUGAGCUCUAUUUAAUUAAGUAAAUUUUAGUCAUUGCAA